AUGAAGGUCGUCGAGUUUCGCCUCGUCCUUCCCCUAACUCCAGAGGAGUACCGGCGCUGUCAGAUAUUUCUGGUGGCGCUGGCGGCGCUGGAGACUGCGGAGGCGCAGAAAGCGACAGGGGGACCCCCAAAGGCCCCCAUGAUAGAAGUACUUGCAACCGAAGACUACAACAAUAAUGGCGAACAGGGGCAAUACACACACAAGCGCUUUGACCUUGCGGAGAAGUUGCCAGGAUGGCUUCUUAAAUUUGUGGAUAGAGGGAGUUGCACCUUUGACGAAAAGUCAUGGAAUGCUUAUCCCCGUCUUCGCACGCAAUAUGAGUCGGAGAAGUUCUCGCGGGCAAAGAUUUCGAUCACGAGUAACCAUCUAGUGGGUGUCUGCACGGACGAUAAUGCCACUGACCUUCCUCCUGAAGCUUUGCGGAUGAGGAAGGUCGACCUCAUUGAUAUCGUCAAUGAUAGAGGGGGCAGUGCGUCCGACGAAUUUCGAAAGUGGAAAUCUGAAAAAGCGCAGUUCGGUCCUUUGCGCUCCGACUGGAUUCAGAAUGUCCCUUUAGUGCCGCCUAAGAUCCGCAGAGCACCUCGGAGGCCCAGGGGAGUCUCUAGAAGGGCUUCACAGCCUCCGAAUGCCCCUGACAGUCGUGCAGGCACAGUGGACGACCCACGAGAGCGUCCACAGGCCAACACGGAGCCCUCCAGUAGCUCUGGGGGCUCUCUUGUCACGUUAUCUGGCGAAUUACAUGCCUCUGAGGGAACUUCUGCGGUGUCUGAGGCAUGUUUUUCUGAGGAGGGACCAGCGCAUUCAGAGGAACAGAGUUCAUUGGUAGCGCACCCGCCUGUGGCGGAUCUGGUGCCAGCAUAUCCCCUGAUGACUUGCUACAAGUGCUUUCAAAUUGACUUCCCCUACUUCGGCAUUAUAUCGGGAAAGAUAGAAGGAUGGGUGGUGGCAGCAAUGCGAGAGCAACUGCUACACUACCACAGACGCGCAGUUGCGUGCAUCGAUAAGUGGUAUGACUUGUCUUUGGAAGAAGUCCGUGCCUUCGAGGAAGACGUCAGGGAACAGCUAGCUGUCCUGGCCUCUCUCUCCCGCAAUGCCACGGCGGCCUCCACUGGAAGCGCACAAGCACCGGAGCACGAACUUAGCGGCCGUCCAAGAAGCCUUUUAGCAAGCCCCUUACCAGAGUCGGUGGAUGGCGCGGGAGAAGCUGGUGCCGAUACUUCAGAUUCUGACGAGAGCGCAUCUGGCGUGGCAGGUCGAGGUGAAGGAGCCCAUCGAAGAUGCCUGGAAGUCGUAGAAGAGGCCCUAGACGACUGGGAUGUCUAUCAGGGCUACAGUUUGUUGCCAUUUCGGUUGUCCCCACGAAGUGUUUCUUUGCUGCAGAAGCUGCAGCAAAGUAUCCCUAAUGUUUCAAAGUUACCGCAGCAAGACCAGCAGUAUCAGCAAUGGAAAGCGCGAAGCUUCUGUGACAGUCCAGCGGGAUCCCCCCCGCCCGUGAAGCGAGACAGUCCGAUACGGCACGGAUACUUGGACAAAUUAGGUGAUGGUCUGUGGGGCAGCCGAUGGAAUUUGCGUUAUUUUUUGCUUCGGGGAAACCGACUUCAGUACUUCGACGACCCCAGGGACCCCAGGGCCAAACAGUCUUUCGUCCUCACAGGCGCUAAGGUUGGCUGGGCCACUGAUUUAGGAGAGAAGCCAUUCGCCUUCUACGUGGAGACUCUUUCAAGAAAACGCCUUACACUCAGCGGCGCCAGCGAGGAAGAAUCUCGCGCUUGGCUAAUGACACUUCAUCAAGCUGCAUCAACAGGGGAUAGCAGCAAUGCUAGCAAGUAUAUGGCUGGUCAGCCUACGGAUUUGAAAGCUCUGCACUCCUUGGCAACCCCAGGACGGCCCUUCAACUUAUCAGAAGUGCUUUUUCGCCACCCCUCAGGGGAACCUGUGAACAAUGAUGAGCUUUCCUCCUUGGCAGUUAGGAUGACCUCCAAUGCGGCCUCUCAAGCUGAGCCGGUGGCUUCUUCUCAACCUGCGGAGUCGCCCUUAGAGCAAGCUGCAGCUGGGGCACCGUCUGCUGCUGCUUCAGCUGCUUGCACUGCUGCACAAGACCCUGUUAGCCAGAGGGGCAGCAACGGCCGUCUUGUGUCGGACAAUAACAAUGACAAGAAGCAACAAGUAACGGAGAAGCUGCAGCAGCAAGUGUCCGGAAUGAAGGGGCCCCUGAAAGAGGCCCUUGCGAGUCUAAUGAAGCGGUGCCCUUGGAGCCGGUGCUUCGUAGGAAGGGGCGUAGCAGCUCCGCAUAUGGCUUUUAUGGGAGCAUGCGCGGCAAAAGAUGGCCUUGAUGUGCAGCAGCAGGCACGGGGAUCGCAGCAGAUGGGGGCCCUAAAGCGUUCUCUCUCGAACAUCCUUGAAGAGGCAGAAGGGGUUGGAUGCAGACCAUCUCUUUCUGCUGAAGCUUGUGCGGUGGGGGCCCUCGUCGUUUCCUUGCUGCUGGUGGUGCUGUCCGCUGCUUGCAGGGCUAAUGGGGGGCGUUCGUGGUACUGGGGGGCCAUUCUCACACUGUUUGAGGCAUUCAGGGCCGCAGCAGCAGCUACUGUUGCUGCUUUGCUUCUCUGGGGCGCCCUGUAUAUUUUAUUUAUCUUCUUCUGGAGCAAAGCCCUCCAGAGGAAACGGGAAUCCCCUGCAGCGAGGGCGCCUCCCCUACUGAAGGCUGCGUGCCUAGCAGAAGGGCCCCCAGAGUCUGUCUUGUUGUGUGCGCUUCCCCCAGAAGCCAAGACAGUAGAAUGGGUGCCCCCCGAUCCCUCGGCGUUGGGUGCAGGGGGCCCCUUCUUAAUGGAGGAUGUCGAGACUCUCAGGCCCCUGGACCUGCUCCUAAGUGACCCGAGAACUGUUUCUUCUCUGUGCUGGUGGGCACUUCGUCGAGAGGUCCCCAGGCUGUCAGACUUUCUUGCUUGGCUCUUAGCUCCCCUUAUCCAGCAGCAGUUGCAAGAGCAGCGCCAGCACCAAGCGCCACAGCAGGAGCGGGGGCUGCAGCAGCAGAAAAGCGAGGAGCUCACAACAACAAACAAAGCUGUCGCAGCAGGGAUGUUGCUGUUACAGUUGCUCGGGCGGCUGCUAGAGCACCUGAUGCUAAUUUGCUGCUGGGGCGGCAUAGCUUUGGGAGGAUUUCUGGGAGCCUUCCUAAUCACAUUUUUGGGCUCCCUCUGGGUGCCCCUACGCUUGCGUCGAGUAUCUUGGUCUGCGUCUCUUGAUGGUAACGGAUAUCUUCUUUUCUCCCAGCUGUCUCCAUUGCCUGAAGAACGUCGGGAACUUCGUGGAAGCCUUCAAGACGAUUCUGCGAGUUCCUUUGCAACAAAGUCUCUGUGGAAGGUGAUCAAGAAGUGGGCCUUGAUCCCUUUGAGAUGCUGGCACCCCCAGGGCUGGGAGCCUUUGCCCCAAGGGGCCUCUCAAGAGACUUCCCAUGGCGCUGGAGGCUUCGAGGCUCUCCUCGUUGUUCCUCUUCCUGCAGUUCCAAGUAACUCUUUGUCCACCGGCCUAGAGAAAGUGCAGCAGCUACAGCAGCAGCUUCAGAAGGAGUUGCAGCAGCAGCACUGGUGCUUGGCGUCUCUCCGGCUACAGAAGACGCCUGAUGCUGAUCGGGAAGGGCAAACGGAGAAUCUCUGGGCCUCCCGUGAUGCUGCUUCUGCCUGGGAUGCCCGCUCCUGGAAAAGCGAAGCCAUUCCGAUGUUUAACAGCAUGGCGUCUGAGGCCGCCUCAGAGUCUUCUGCAUGCACUCACGCAUGUGUUGUUGAAACCGACGAAAGCCCCUGUCUCGUCACUUGGGUAGGGGCACUUCGUUGGGGUACACGGAAUGUCCCUCAUUGGCUCGAGGGUUUGUUGACUCUCAGGCAGGCAGAAGCUGCCUUGGGAUCACUUCUUUCCCACCUUCGAGCUCGCAGAGGCCUCCAGUCGGGGGGACCCCCGACAUCUUACGGCGUUAGGGGGCCUUUGACACCUUCUCUUCAUACUGUCUACACAGAAGAGCCACCACUGGGGCCCUUCACUGCAUGCACGGGCACAGAGAAUGCCGGCAUGAACCUUGUAGGGCCUCUCAUGGAAUUCUACAAGGCCCGCGGGGCCCUCAAAGGCUUCGAAGCAGAGUCUUUGGCCCGUCAGCGGGCGAAGCAAAAGUACAAGGACACUGCAAGCAAGCCAUACCCAUUGGCCGGCUGGAGGAAAUGUGCCUGGGAGGGCCUAAUGCAGGAAGAGUCCCUAGAGCUCGAUAAACAGCGGUGCCUUCUCAUGAAGUUGCUGCGAAGGCAGCGUGCAGAUAUCCCCAGAGGUCCACAGCUCCCUCCAAAUGGCCCUCUUCCUAUAGGGCUGCUUCGGGCUGCCUCGCUGCUAUUGCUGCUACCGGAUUGCAUGGCACAGGGGCCUCCUAUCCUCAAGAAAGUCUUUGCUGGAGGCCCGCUAGAAAAAUUUAAGGCAACAUUGGCAUUCGCUGUGUCGAUUUUGCACAGAGGAUGCUGGCAGGCCCCACCUCUGGCAGCCUACUUAGGAGAGACAUUUCAGGGCCAUCUGCAAGAGCCAGCAGGAACUCCCCGUGGCCAAUUGGGGGCUUCUCAGGGAGGCUGGCUAGUUUACGUGGAGCAGACGGGCGUGGGGCCUCCAAGUACCCUUUUUUCGCUCUCUAGCCCGGGGUCUAUGGCGCAGGUUUGGGGUCAUCUAUCUUUCCUUGUAAACUAUCAGCCUGGACGGUGUGUAGUUACACUUAAAGGCAAAAUAAACGUCUGUUUCUCUAAAGGGGAGAUAUUCUCGUUCUCACUGCCUGAACUGCACAUUGAGGGUCUUUUGUGGGGUCGGCGCCACUUUUAUUGGCAAGGGCCCCUUCAUGUGGAGGGGCCAGACGUAUGCUGCACCGUUAUUGUGGCUGGGGAUGCCCAACAGGGCCCCUAUGGAGGUGCCUUUCGCGAUGAGCUCUUCGGCCAGGUGCUGCAGAAGGAUUCUACGCACGAUAAAGGCACGAAGAGGCCCGAGUGUCCCCUGGAGACAUUGGCAACUGUCACUGGGUCCUAUACAGAUAAGCUGUUUUGGAAUGAUGAAGAGAUUUGGAGUGUAUACACCGCUCAGACCCUUCACCUCUUCGCAGUGCCAGACGAGGAGGCUCUUCCCAUAGACAGCAGAUUUAGGGCUGACAGCUUGCUGUUGUCUUUGGGGGAUGAAGACGCAGCAGACAAAGUGAGACGAAAACAGUUGGCCAUCGAGGCCUCGGACAUGGCCCAGCAGGCGCGUUUUCUGCGCCAGCAGUCCGAAGGGCUCGCCACAAGUCCGGGAGGCCCUACUGAUUCAAGGGAUCCAUUUGGGGUUCCUUUAACAGCCCACUCAGAAGGGUGUCCCGGACCCCAAAAGCCGUCCCCAGGGGACACUCAGUAG
This is a messenger RNA of Eimeria tenella, 5403 nucleotides long. RefSeq names its product phosphatidylinositol transfer protein beta isoform, putative. Gene Ontology annotation, biological process: phospholipid transport. Lineage: Eukaryota; Apicomplexa; Conoidasida; Eucoccidiorida; Eimeriidae. The coding region runs from base 1 to 5403 and encodes 1800 amino acids. Gene Ontology annotation, molecular function: lipid binding. The record is from RefSeq and is a predicted model, not a curated record. The transcript has 25 exons.